GUCCGCCGGCUGGACAUCAUCCUCGCCCCGACGGAUAUUUAUGCCCAUGCCGUCAUCGGCUGGUCCGGGAGCACGGGCUUCCAGCGGUCGCUGGCCGAGUACGCCAAGAAGGCUCACGAGGGCAAUUGGAAGCACGUGCCCGAUCAAAAACCGAUUGUGGGUCGCGCGGGCUGGGAGCUCUCGCCGACGGGCGAGAAGGUGCGGCGGGUGGAAGGGCGCGAGCUGGGUCCCGGCGAGCACUGGGCCUGGGGCAAGCACGGCAUCUACAUCGCGGAGGGGUCGCGGCACGACGAGCGCACGGACGUCUACGUCGAGGACAACGCGUCGCUGCGCACGGAGAAGGACGUGUUCGAGUUCUUCCACCUCGAGUACUUGGAGCCGCGGGAGCGGGAGUGCUGAGAGGUGGCGUCGCGGGAGCGGGAGUGCUGAGAGGUGGCGUCGCGGGAGCGGGAGUGCUGAGAGGUGGCGACUAAGCACUGUGUGUUAAACUUUCUAGUAUCUUACAGGUCGCUAGUUGAUUAGGUUUUUCAUAAAAGCGGCUGUGCCUUCACACCUCGUGCCCGCUUUGGCUGCACGAAUUGGCAGGUUGUGACAUCGCUGCUCGCGCUCUCGCAACAGUGUGGCUGCUCAAAUUUACGCAGCGGCGCUCACGUUGCAAGCUCUCCAGGAUAUAGGUCAUUUGGCCCCACUGUGUGAGCCGCGUCCGCGGGCAAUCACAGCUGAUCACAGGUAGCAUCAUGCCCUCACCUCGGGGAGGCCGCGGCGCUGGCGGCUUCAGAGUCGUCGCUGGCGGCAAGGGCGGCGACGCUGUGAAUGGUGGUCGCGGCGGAAGAGGCCGCGGGCGCGGCAAGGGUGGCAAGGGCGGCGCCACGGGCGGCGACUGGACGUGUCGCCGCUGCGAGACGUCCGGCAACUUUGCCUCGCGCCGAGAGUGCCACCGCUGCGGCGCGCCGCGGGGCGCCACGCCGUCGAAGAGCGCCGUGGCCCGUGCGGACCCGAAGGUCGUGUCAAAACACGCCAAGACGCUGCGGAAGCGCUUGUGCGAGAAGGGCGAGGCCGUGCGCCUACUCGAGCUGCUGGACCAGACGUGCCUCGCGCUCGGCGUGCGGUACCUGGACGAACUCGGGCUGCGCAUCCAGGACGUCGACGAGCUGCGGGCGUUGCGACACCUCGAGGGCCUCGUCGAGCUGCAGAUCUCUGCCUUCGUCGAGUCGCGCUUCGUCGCGACGUUGUUCGAUCUCGAGGCCGAGCUCGUGUCGGUCCACGGCCUGCGGGAGAGCUUCGACGAGCUGCGGCUCGGACCGCUCCUGCAGCAACCGCUCGUCGGGUCCAAGUUUCUCCCGGACCCGGCGCUGCGCACGAUUCCCCAGCUCAGCCUCGGCGACGUCCUGAAGGGCCUCCACAGAUAUAGGACCGAAACGAAAAAUUUCAAGAACGUCGAACUUGUGGCGUUCCUGAACUGGCUCGCCGCGAAGCGCGGCGCGUCCUCGCCCCGCUCGCUCUGCGUCGCGGUGAACAAGUACGCGAUUGGCAGCAUGAUUAAGUUCUCGGGCAAGGCCGGGCGCGACGCGAAGGCCGCGCGCGAGAAGGCCAUGCGGGAGCUCGUAAACGAGAGCAAAGCCGAAUAUAAGGCCGAGCUCAAAACCCAGGAGGCCGCGGGCAAGGGCGCGGUCCGCACGGCCGCGGUGCUCUCGACGGCGGCGCGGGAUCUCGCCGCCGACGCCGCGGGCUGGGCGGCGACGGACCGCUUCGACGUUGUGGCGGCGAACCUCGCCGGAGACGUCGUCGAGGCGGUCCGUCGCCGCCCGCGGAAAUACGCGAAACACGCCGCCGCGGUCGCGGAGCUCGCCGCGUGCUACGCGCUCACGCUCGUGGGCAGCGGCGUCGACGUCGAGGCCUCGCGCCGGACUAUCGAGGAGGCGCGCGGUCUCUCGGACGAGGACUUGUCGCGCGAGCUGAGCCUCGCCCUCGACAGCGGCGACGACGACCACCCGUCCGUCGUGGCGGCGCUGGCCGCCGCGGAGGCGGCGCUCGUCGAGCGGCUCCAGGUGCCGUCGAUCGACGCCCUCCGCCGCGGCAGCUUCCUGGCCUUCGCGGCCCGCGCGCCCGACGCGGCGGAUCUUCUCGCGCGGACGGUGUGCAAGCGCUUCGCCGGCAAAGCCGACGCGGGCGACGAGGAAGACAAGGAGGCAGGCGACGGCGCCGCCGCGCUCGCGGCGCUCGCCGACGCGUGCGAGGAAGUCCUCGCCGCGGCGCCAGACUCUCCGCUCCAGGCCCUCGCCGCGCUCGAAGCAGCUUUAACAGCGCGCGCGGGCGCCGACGCGUUCGCUGGCGGCUCCUUCGCCGCCUGGCUGGCGGCGGCGGCCGACGAGGACGAGGGCGUCCGGGCCCUUGUCGGAGGCGGCGGCGGCGGACCCGCGCCUCCACGGUUUGCGGAGCGCGUAGCGACGGCCGCCGCUACGCUCGGCCCCGACGUGCUGGCCGGCGACGGCGCGCGGGCGGCGCUCGCGGCGCGGGCCGGCGUGGCCGACUUGGCGGCUCUCGGCUGCGGGGUCGACGUCGCCGCGUUCGCCGCGCGGUGCGCUUCCAACGCGCGGCCCGAGGUCCGCGAGCACGUCGUCGACUAUGUCGCGCCUGGCACGCCGCGCGCCUCAGCGACGGCGUCGGCCGGCGACCGCCUCGCCCGCGCCGUGGCCUCGGCCCCGGACCUCGAAGAUCUCUCAGCGCGGCUCCGCUGGCGCGCGGCGGGGCACGAGCGCCGCCACGGUGAUCUCGCUGAUUUCUGCGCGACGUGCGGCGUCUCGGUGGUCGUCACGGACGGCUCUGUGCACAAGCUGCGGUCCGACGCGUCAUUCGAGGAGCUCGGCGCGGCGGCGGUGGCCGGCGACGCGUCCACCGCGACGGCGCACGCGGUGACGCUCAUGGCGCGCGGCGACGCGGCUCCGGAGCUCCUGCGCGCGUGCUUCGGCGAGGCCCUGUUGCGCCUCGGCGCCGAGGGGGCCGACGUCCCGGCAUUUGUGUGCCAGUCUUUGCUACGAACGCCGGGUCCGCUCCGGCCAUCCGUCGCCGACGCCCUCGUGCCAGCCCUCGAGGCUCAACGCGGCAGCACGAAGCGGACGGAGGCGGAUCUUCUCGCGGCGGCGGGAGAUGCGGUCGGCGCGCUGCACGAUCUCGCCGUGCGCGCGGAGGACAUCGACGGCUCGCGGACCUACCCUUUGCUUCUUGAGGACUACUGGAAAAUAGUCGAUUCACCGCCCAAGCGAGCGAAGGCGCCGCCAGUAGCUGUCGCUCCAAUUGCCAAGGCACCGACGGUGGACACCGACGCCGGCGCAACGACUGCCGAGGCGGUCGCUACAGAAACAGAGGACGUCGAGAACGACGCGCGCGCCGCGAACGACGCCGAUGCACCGUCGCUCCCCGCCGACGACGUCGCGGCCGCCGCCCCAGUCGCCGACGAAGGUGACGAAGCCCCGGCCGCCGUCCUGGCGGACAUCCGUAAGGGCUUUGGCCUCGACACCGUCGAUGCGAGCAUCGACGUGUCGCAGAGCCUCCAGCUGCAGGCGCUCGACAACGCGCUGAAGGUGAUCGCGCGCGACAUUUAUAGCAAGGACUCGCAUUUCUUACUCGAACUCCUGCAAAACGCGGACGACAACGACUAUCCCUCGAACGCGACGCCGACGAUCGUCUUUGACGCCUCGCCGGACUCCAUCGUCGUGCGGAACAACGAAACCGGUUUCAGAGAACGGCAUGUGAGAGCGCUCUGCCACGUCGGCGCGAGCAGCAAGGGCGUGGGCGGCAGCGGAUACAUCGGUCAGAAGGGCAUCGGCUUCAAGAGCGUCUUCCGCGUGUCGGACCGGCCCGAGAUCCACUCGCGCGGCUACGCAUUCUCGCUCGACCAGCACAUGGUCGUGCCGCGGCCGUGCGUCGACGCCUCACCGGCGUGUCGAACGUGGCUCGCCGCGGCCGGGCUAAAAAAAGUGCCAGCACAGGGGACGACGAUUCUGCUGCCGCUCACGGAAGAGUUCCGGGGCGAGGCUAAACGGGCGGAGCUAGCAGAAAAGAUCGGCGAGAUCGACCCGUUGCUGCUCCUCUUCUUGAACCGCGUCCGGCGCAUCGAUGUGGUCGAACGGUCGGGUGAUGAAGAGGAUGCCGCGACAACGCGGUCGAUGCGGCGCCAGGACGUGGCUUCGGGGACGGCAUCCGUCGUGACCCUGACGGACGCAGUCGGCGGCGGCGAGACCACGACGACGUGGCUGGUGGUCAAGCGCGAGGUCGAGACGGUGUCCUGGGCGCGGCGCGGCGACGCGGCGAAGACGGUGCUCGCCGCGGCCUUCGACGCGGGCGCCGCGCGCCGCGCCGACGACGAGCCGCUCCCGGUCUUUGCCUUUCUGCCGAUAGCACCGGCAAACCUCGCCUUCGUGCUGCACGCUGACUGGAUCCUGGCCUCGAGCCGAGAGACUGUACGCGAGGACUCGGCCUGGAACCAGUGGCUCCGGUCCGAGGCUGCAUCGCUCUACGUCGACGCCUUGCGCGCGGUGCAAGCUGGCGCGGGACAAGCGCUCGACGGCUUCGGCGUCGCGCGGGUGCUCGACGCGCUGCCCGUCGAGCAUGAGGUCGUCGGCUUCUUCCGGCCGCUCGCUGCGGACAUCGCACGGCGGGUCCGAGGCGUCCCCUGCGUCCUCGCGGCGGAUGGGUCCUGGGUGUUGCCGUCGAAGGCGCUCGCCGUGCCGGAGCGCCUGCGCAUCGACCCGUCGUCACAACUCGCGGCCGAGUUCGCGCGCCUUGACCUGUGGCCCCUCGACGCGGGCUUCCAGCUCCGGUUGCGGCCGCAGACGCUGGCCGCGCUCGGCGUCGAGGAGCUCGAUGCGGCGCACGCGCUGAAGCUCGGCAAGGCUCUGGCAGCUGCCGGCCGUCUCACGCCGGCUCUCUUCCGCCAGUGGGCCGUGCUCCUGUAUCGCGCGGCGGGCAAGCGCGGCGGCCUCUCGCGCGCCUCGAAGGCCGAGCUACAGGGCCUAUCGGUGAUUCCGCUCGCGGGUGGAGGCCUCGGGUGCGUCGACGACGCGCCGAUCUACGUGUUCCAGCAGAGCGACCAGAAGGCGGCGACGCUCGACUGCUUCGAUACUGUUAAGGAGAAAUUGCGCAUCGUCGACGCGUCGUUGCUCGCCGCGGCGCCCGCGCGGCCGAUGGUGCUGAGCGUGUUACGCGACGCGGGCGUCGUCGAUGCCUCCCCGGAUACUGUCGUCACUCAGCACGUGAUUCCGGCGCUCGUGGAGGGCGGUUGUGAUCGGAGCACUGUCAUAGCCUACUGGCGGUUAAUAAGAGCGCUGCUCGCCAAGGGCGAGGGCCGACGAGGUCUCCAGGCCAAGGUAGAGCGCGGCAAAAGGGAGGAAAUCAUCAAGCGCCUACACGAUGCCGCCGUACCCGUCUGCGUGCGGGCCGCCGACGGCAAGAAGGGAUUCGAGAGCCGUGGCGUCGCGUUUCCGCGCGACGCCGACGUAUUCCUCGCGCGAGAGCACGGCGCGUCUAGCGAUGCUUUAGCGGAGCUUGGUACGCUGGCACGACGCCUCGGGUGGAGCUACGCCGCCAUCGGCGAGCUCGCGGGACCGACUUCUGGACGCCCCCAAGCCUGGGUCGAGCUCCUCCGGGACGUCGGCUGCGUGGAAGGCCCGAAGCCUCGGCCUCGCGUGGUCCCGCGCGACGCCUGGCCCGAGACCUGGGCCGCCGCCGCCGCGAAGGCGGGCCUCAGUUCCGAGGCCGCGCUCGAGGCGAGGGAUUUGCACAGCGAGACGCUGAAAAGCCUACUGGAGGAGCUGUCGCGCGACGAGCGGCCAAAACAGUGGGUUAUUGCCGCGCUGUGUGAAGUGGCGACGACGUGCGCCAUGGCCGCGGCGUCCACGGCGACGAUCGCGCGCGUCGGCGCCGCAGUGCCAAAAGGCGGCGCUUUGGUGCCCAGUCAGGUACACGUCGGAACGACUGCUACUGUACUGAGUUCGCUGGCCAUGCUUCUCUCGGAGACUGCUUGGCUGCCCGGCGGGGGGACGUCGGGCGCCGUCCGCCUCUUCCGACCUCGAGACCUUUAUUCCCCCCUCAAUAACGACGCGGAGAGGUACGGCGGCGGCUUCGCUCCCAUGCCUACGCCGAACCUGCGAAAGGUGCUGCGCGACAACGCGACCGCGUAUCAGCGGCUGGGCCUGCGUAAGACGUUCGGCGCCAACGACGCGCUCGCGCUGCUGGAAACCUGGGCCGCGGAAGGCGGAGCCUUCGAGACGUCUGUGGCGCACAUGGAGUCGCUCUAUCGCUUGCUGGCGAGCGAGCUUGUCGGCGCGCACGGCGAUGCUGUCCGAGCGUUCUUCGCCGCGAAGGACCGGCCGUGCGUCUGGGUGCCCGACUACCGCUACGAGGCCGCCACCGUGCCCCGCGACCGCUACGACGGUUCGUUCCGCGACGAAGACGGCAAGCUGAAGCGCGUGCCGGGCCGCUUCUACGCGCUCGACGCCUGUGUCUGGGCCGACCAUAGCCGGGUUCUGGACUCCUGCGUCCACCGCGGCGUCGAGGCGCCGCGCGUGCUCCAGCGGCACUACGCCACCCUGCAGCGCUUCUGGUGCCGCAUGUUCUGCUCCGCCUGCUUUGCUGGGCGCCUCGGUGCCCGCGGCACAGCAGGAUGCCGCAACUGCGUCGACAACGGCAUAUCUUCAGGUCUACCGAAGGCCCUGCUCGCCCAAGCGGCGCCGCUGGAAUCCCAUUUCACGAUCGCGGCGGCGCUCGCGGCGUCAGACGCGCCCUACACCUCGAAGCGGGACGACGUCCUCAAGGUGUUGAUGGUCGUGUCCUUCGAAAUCCUGACGGGCUGCCUGUCGGCCUACCCGACCGCCGACUUCGUCCCACAUCUCCUAAAAGGCAAGCGGGUCUGGCCGACGCUCGCCGGCACCUUCGAGGCGUCCGGCGACGACGUGCUCCUUGCGAUAGAUGACGCCCCGGCGCUGCGCGAGGCGCUCUUCGCGGACAAGAAGGCGGACGUCGCCUCUGCCAUCGCCAUCGUGGAGCCGGAUGUCGCGAAACCGGAUCCCGUAGAUUUGACCAUGCUCGGCAUUCCAAGGGACCAGCAGGAGUCCUGGCUGGCGGAGCGCCUCGACGCGGCGCGGCGCGAGGGCGUGGUCAUCCCGCCGGUCGCAGCCAAACGGCAGACGGCCGGGGAACGGCUGCUCGCCGAAUUUGAUGCGCUUAGCGCCUCGGCCCGGCCCCUCCUCGCGCAACUGGGCGUGCGGCCGCUCUCGCAGCUCGUCGAUACGAAGACGUAUCCUGAGGGCGUGCGGUUCGCGCGCCACCAAUUGCACGACGAACUCGCGUCGCUGUUGCCGCACGCGCAACGCUGGCUGCGGUCGGAGCUGCCAGCGGCCUACGAGGUAAACGGCGCUGUGUGGGCGAGGACGGUGGCCGGGCUCCGCGCGUGCGUCUGCGACGAGCUCGAGGUCGUCCAUUCAGUGGCCGGUCGAGUCGUUCGAGUUCCGAAGGCGGCGUUUAUCAACGAUGGGUCGACCCUGUACGUCGCCAAGACGACGCUCGAGGAUGACGAUUAUGAUGCGAUACUCUCGGCGGUGUCCGAACUCCUCUGCGGCCCGGGCGAUCGGGCGACGGAGCUCACCGACUUCCUUGUUCUGGCUAAGUCUUCGGGCGAACGCCUCUUCGAGCGCCGGGGCAUCGCGCCUUUGCCUUCGGACGAGACGCCGUGGCAAGCGGCAGGCAUCGAGGCGGCCAUGGCGCACGACGCGCCGAUAGGACCCCCGGCUAUUCAGGACGACGACGACGACGACGACGAAUCCGAAGAAUCCGAGGAGGAGGCGGCACCCGCGCCUGCUAAGGCGCCGCGGAAGAAGAGGGAGGACACGACGCCGGGCGCCUGCUGGCCUCCGACGGCGGCACAGGCCGCCCAGCGCUGGCCACCGGCCCAACCAUCGGCGGAGCCGGAGCCGGUGGAGCGACGCGACGCGACCAAAGAAGCGGCUUCCGCGUCACGAUGCGACCCGCGCGUCGCGCCCAGCAGUCCGCCGCCGGUCCCGCCGGAGGCUCCCGCCGCGUCGGAUGGCGACUGGUUUGACGGCGUCGAGAACGACGCGGCGGCCGUCGCUGAGGAGGAUAUUUCGCCCGCGCCGCCCAUGCCGCCCGCGCCGCCCGUCGCUGAAGCUCCGGAGCAGGACGUUGACGCCGCGCGACUCGUUGGUGAACUCCAUGCGGCGUUCCUGGCGCGCGACGCCGCGGCCGAGCUGGCUGCCUUGCAGGAACUUCUCGCUCGCCCGGCGGGCCCCGGAGACGCGGCACUUUCGGAGUUUGUCUGGCCGGUGCUGUCGGCCGCUCGAGACCACGACGGUGGGGCACCUAAGGUCUUGCGCUCCAGCGGCCCGGCAGCCGACGCUUACGCGAUGGCGCGCGGGCGCUGGGGACCAAGCUAUGGGACCGGUUGGGUUUGGUUCUGGCGGCGGCGGCGGCGGCGGUGGCAACGGUGGCGGUAGCGGCGGGCGCCCGCUCGAUCUCGUGGCCUUCCUGGCCUCGGCGGAUCUCGCGCACCACGCCGAGCGGCUGCGGGCCGAAGACAUCGAGAGCCUGGACGACCUCGCUCUUCUGAACAGCGAGGAUAUCGAGGCCUGUGGUAUCCCUGCGGCCGACGCGGCCCGAAUCGAGGCCGCGCUCGCCGCUUUACACCUAGGUGGUGGCGGCGGCGGUACCGGCGGUGGAGGCGGCGCCGGCGCGGUCUCGAGUGCCGACGGCGCCACCGGGUCGGGUCCAUUUGUGCCGCGGCGGAGCUCCGAGUUGGCGUCAUUCCUCGCGAGCGAGAGACCAGUCUCGCCGGAGGACGCGACCGAAUUCUCUCGAUACCUGCCGCGCGGCGACCCGACGGCUGCGCAGCAGCAGCUUGGCCGGGCGGGCGAAGCGUUGGCGGCCGCGUACCUACGGCGCGCUGCCGAGCGCGGAGAGCUCGCGGACUCCGUGGGGCCCGGUUCGUGGUUGGUUAUAUGGCGGAACAUGGGCGAAGAGCGAGGGGAGCCGUGGGACAUCUUGCUCAAGGGGUCGAGCGGCGACGACGCCUGGGUCGAGGUCAAGACUACCAUGGUCGACGACGAGCACAAGCCCAUGGAGGUCUCCCUGAAUCAUUUGGACUUCGCGCGGGUGCAUCCCGGAUCGUACUUUAUUCUGCGCGUCUUCGCGGCACCGGCCGGCGGCUCCUUCGAGGCGCGCCGCGUCGCUCUCUACGGACGCGUCGCGGCGGCCAUCGAGACCAAGGCCAUCUCGCUGCUGCUCAAGAUGUAG
Molecule: messenger RNA, 9303 nt
Organism: Pelagomonas calceolata
Lineage: Eukaryota; Pelagophyceae; Pelagomonadales; Pelagomonadaceae
Source: the annotation of a GenBank genome assembly